Cordyceps militaris CM01 is the source of this 2082-nucleotide messenger RNA. Its product is annotated as leukotriene A4 hydrolase. Lineage: Eukaryota; Fungi; Ascomycota; Sordariomycetes; Hypocreales; Cordycipitaceae. Gene Ontology annotation, cellular component: cytosol. The record is from RefSeq and is a predicted model, not a curated record. Gene Ontology annotation, molecular function: zinc ion binding; aminopeptidase activity; epoxide hydrolase activity. The transcript is spliced from 6 exons. Bases 1 to 2082 code for a protein of 693 amino acids. Gene Ontology annotation, biological process: proteolysis.
AUGAAAUGCAUCGCGCCGUUCCCCGAGGGCUUUGUCGAGAUUUUCGGAAAAGGCGGGCAGGCUCUGACGACAUUGGGGGAACCCGCAGAAAAGUCAUCACGCCGACUAACGCCGAGGGCACACAUGUCGUGGACAGACUUCAUCACCAGCAGCAUCGGAUCGAGAGUCGCCAGCCGUCUCUUCCCUGCCACCAUCACGUCCCGACGGAGCUUUGCCACAGUCCAUCCCACAGCAGCAGCAGCAGCAGCAGUCAUGGCGGGCACCCAGCGCGAUCCCACCACCCUCUCCAACUAUGGCCUCUGGCGCACCCGCCACACGGCCGUCGACUUCACGAUUGACUUUGACGGCAAGCGCCUGCACGGCGCCGUGACGCUGCGCCUCGAGCGCCAGACGGACGCGCCCAGCCCCGAGGUGGUGCUCGACACGCGCUUCGUGCAGGUGCUGGGCGCGCGCGUCGACGGCGCCGCGGCCCCGUGGGAGCUCAAACCGCACCAGGACCCCCUCGGGGCGCCGCUGCACAUCACGCUGCCGGCGGCCGCGGCGGCCGUGGCCAGGGGCAGCACCGUGGACCUGGUGCUCGACGUGGCGACGACGGCGCAGUGCACGGCGCUGCAGUGGCUGACGCCCGCGCAGACGUCCAACAAGAAGCACCCGUACAUGUUCUCCCAGUGCCAGGCCAUCAACUGCCGCAGCAUCUUCCCGUGCCAGGACACGCCCGACGUCAAGUCGACGUUUGCCUUUCGGCUGACGUCGGCGCUGCCCACCGUCGCCAGCGGCGUGCCCGUCGGCGACCACGCCCCGACCCCGGGCGUCGCAAAGGUCUACGAGUUUGCGCAAAAGGUGCCCAUCCCGUCGUACCUGUUUGCCGUCGCGUCGGGCGAUAUCCGCACCAGGCGCAUCGGCGCGCGCAGCUCCGUGGCGAGCGGGCCCGAGGAGGUCGAGGGCUGCAAGUGGGAGCUGGAGCGCGACAUGGACAAGUUCCUCGAGGUCGCCGAGAAGCUCAUCUUUCCGUACCGCUGGGGCGAGUACAAUGUCCUGGUUCUGCCUCCUAGCUUUCCAUAUGGAGGCAUGGAGAACCCCAUUUACACUUUUGCGACGCCUACUAUUAUCAGUGGCGAUCGCCAAAAUGUCGACGUCAUUGCGCACGAGCUCGCGCACAGCUGGAGCGGCAACCUCGUUUCCAAUGCCAGCUGGGAGCACUUCUGGCUGAAUGAAGGCUGGACCGUCUACCUCGAGCGCCGUAUCGGCGCUGGUCUUCACGGCGAGCAGGAAUUUGACUUUUCGUCCAUCAUUGGCUGGAAGUCUCUUGAGGAUGCCGUGGCUCAGUUUGGCCCCGACCACGAGUACACCAAGCUCAUCAUCAGCCACAAGAAUGUCGACCCCGAGGACGUCUACAGCACCGUUGCCUAUGAAAAGGGCUUCCACUUCCUUUACUACCUCGACCGUCUCGUCGGCCGCGCCAACUUUGACAAGUUCAUCCCGCACUACUUUACCAGGUGGGCCGGCAAGUCGCUCGACUCGUUCGAGUUCAAGACGACAUUUAUGGACUUUUUCAACAGCCACGGGGACGAGUCUGUCAAGCACAAAAUCAGCACCAUUGACUGGGACGACAAGCUGUACUCGCCUGGCCUGCCGCCCAAGCCCGACUUUGACACGACCCUGGCGAAGCAGUGCUACGACCUGGCCGACAAGUGGAAGGAUAGCUCGUUUGAGCCCGCGCGCGCUGACAUUGACGGCCUGACGGCGAACCAGCUGCAGGUGUUCCUCGGCGCGGUGCAAGAGCGAGGCGGGCUGUCGCCGGGGCGCGCGCAAAAGAUGGGCGAAGUGUACGACUUUCUCGCGUCGGAGAAUGUCGAGGUGCUGGCGGCGUACUACCACAUCGCGCUCGCGGCCAAGGACCCGACGUGCGUGGACGGGGUGGCGGCGCUGCUGGGCCGCGUCGGGCGCAUGAAGUUUGUGCGGCCGCUGUACCGCGGGCUCAACGAGGUGGACCGCGACUUGGCGCUCCAGACAUUUGCCAAGAACAAGGACUUUUACCACCCCAUCUGCAGAGGCAUGGUUGAAAAGGACCUCAAGGUCUAA